GUAAGAUGGGACCAGCUGAUAACGAAGGAUUUGAAGAUGACCCAAAACCCUGGAAUGAUUGUGAGAGCUAUGUUUAUGAUCAAGAGAAAACACUGGACCUUCUUACUAUUGAUGCUCGGCCAAGUGAGAAAAGUUAUGAAAGGCUAGAGAAACAUUCAUCAGAUCACAGACCCACCAUUGAGGAAUUGAUGACUGGAGAAAGAAUAAAGAGAGAAGAGGAAGAAAUUGAAAAAACCAUUCUUUCUGGAAAAGUUGUAAAGUUUGGAUGGAUAGAAGGAGUGUUUAUGAGGUGCUUACUGAACAUCUGGGGGGUUAUGUUGUUCUUGCGACUCUCCUGGGUUAUUGGACAAGCCGGGUAUGUUCAAGGCCUUAUAAUCAUAACACUUUGUAAUGCCAUAACACUGAUAACAGCAAUAUCUAUGUCUGCAGUAGCUACCAAUGGAAGAAUAGCCAGUGGAGGAGUUUAUUACAUGAUAUCAAGAGCUCUGGGACCUGAAUUUGGAGGUGCCAUUGGACUGAUGUUCACAUUGGCAAAUUCUAUUUCUGUGGCAACUUACACCCUAGGAUUUGUAGAUAACCUUCUGGAUUUGGUUUAUGAUGUUACAGACUUUCAGGGAAUCGUAGCUGAUAGAUAUGAUCGCCUUAAUGAUCUGAGAUUAAUAGGAGCCCCAGUUAUUGUGUUGAUUCUACUCUUGGCUAUUAUUGGAAUGGACUGGGUUACAAGAGUUCAGAAACUUCUGCUUGUAAUGUUAAUAGUGGCACAAAUAGAUAUGGUUGUUGGCACCUUUCUGACAGGAGGAAAUGCAUAUGUUUCAGAAGCUGAAAGAGCUGCUAAAGGUUUUACAAGCUGGAGUCUUGACACAAUGCAAAAAAACUAUGAAGCAAAAUAUUAUCCAGAUGAAGAUGGAAAUAGGGAUUCUUUCAUGUCUGUCUUUGGUGUAUUCUUCACAGCAGUAACAGGAAUAGUAGCUGGCGCCAACCUUUCUGGAGAUUUGAAGGAUCCUUCAUCUGCAAUUCCAAAAGGAACUCUCCUUGCUAUUGGGUUUACAUAUAUUUCUUAUGCUGGAUUUGGAGUUUUAGUGGCUUUUAACUUCCUUCCAAGAACAAGUGGAAAUGCAAUUGAAUACCUGAAUAAUACAGGAAUAUAUCCAGAGAUCACAAACUGCACAGAGGAGGCAAAUGCAGUUAGAAUUGAAUAUAAUUUGACUGAAACAUCUUGUAUUUAUGGAUCAGCAUAUGACCAGAAAGUAAUGACACUAAUGUCAGGUACAGGUUAUCUUGUAUAUCUUGGAUGUUAUGGUGCAACUCUUUCCUCAGCUAUUGCAAGUUUAGUUGGAGCACCAAGAGUUCUUCAAGCUGUUGGAAGGGAUAAGAUAUAUCCAAAACUUGAGUUUUUUGCUGUUGGACAAGGUGCUAACAAUGAUCCAUUUAGAGGGUACAUUUUAGUAUUCCUGAUUGCAUUUGGAUGUUUGAUGAUUGGAGAAUUAAACACAAUUGGAAGCCUUGCAUCUAACUUCUUCUUGGCUGCCUAUGCUCUAAUGAACCUCUCAGUUUUCCAUUCCAGCAUGACCAAAUCACCUGGAUGGAGACCAACCUUCAAAUUCUACAACAAAUGGAUAUCUCUAAUUGGUGCAGCAGCUUGUAUUGUUUUAAUGUUCCUAAUGGACUGGAGACUUGCCUGUGCUACAAUUAUUUUAAUUUCAAUUCUCUACAGCUUGAUGCUUUAUUUAAAGCCAGAUGCCAAUUGGGGAAGCUCUGCAGAAGCUCUCAAGUUUUCUAAUGCAUUAAACAAUGCAAUUGCUCUAAAUGAUCAAGAUGAUCAUAUAAAGACAUUCAGACCACAGAUACUUCUACUAUGUGGAGAUCCUGCUCAUAGACAACCUUUAGUAGACUUUGCCAAUUUAGUCACUAAAAAAUUGUCUGUAUUGAUCUGUGCCCAAGUUGUACCUGAAGACCAAAAGGGAGAAAAAGAUGAUUUAAAGAGGGCAGCACAUAAAUGGCUUUCCACUCAUAAAAUUAGAAGUUUCUUUUUGGCAAUACCAAAUAAUAAAUUCAGUGACGCAGUUAAGUAUGCCGUAAUGCUUUCAGGAAUUGGACGUUUAACUCCAAACAUGGUAAUGAUGGGGUUUAUCAGUAGUAAUAAGGACAUGAACAAAAUAUCUGAAUACUUCCAGUCUUUGAUUGCAUCAUUUGAGAAUAAUAUAGCAGUUGGAAUACUUAGGCUUCCUAAUGGAGUUGACUAUUCCUCCGUUAUAGCAGAUCAAAACACAAUAAUUGAAGAAGACCACUCAGUGCCAAAAAAGAACGGAAUUUUUCAAAAGAAGAUUACAACUCAUUUCUAUGGAACAGAUGGUAAACCUCUGAAGUUACAGAUUGUCAAUGAAAUAGAACAGUUCAGGCUUCCAGGAGGGAAAGGAUUUAUUGAUGUUUGGUGGCUUUAUGAUGAUGGUGGACUAACACUUCUGUUACCUUAUAUUUUACAAACAAGAAAACGCUUUAAAGAUUGCAAACUUAGAGUUUUCUCCCUGUCUAAUGGACCUGGUAAUGAUGAAGAAGACCAACAAACCUUUGAAAAUCUUAUCAAGAAAUUCAGAAUUGAUGUAGAGCAAGUAUUUGUUAUACCUGAUAUUACAAAGAAAGCAAAGGUUGAUACUAAAGGGGAGUUUGAUCAGCUCAUCUCAAGGUAUCCUGAGGGUUCUAUAACCAAGGCUGAUCUUAAGGCUAAUUCCGAAAGAACAAAUAGAUGUUUAAGAAAGGCUGAGUUAUUGCGUGAAAGAUCAAGAGGAGCAGAACUGAUUGUUUUAACUCUGCCAUUACCCAUGAGAGGGCAGUGUUCUCCAGCAUUAUAUAUUGCCUGGUUGGAUAUCAUGACAAAGGGACUCCCACCUACACUCUUAAUAAGAGGAAACCAAUCCUCUGUUCUAACCUUCUACUCAUAAAUGAGGAUUUCAGACUUCCUUCUUAACUCUACUUCAGUUCAAGGGUACACCAACCAAUUCAAUAGCCAUUACAUUUAAAUCAAACCUUCUUUGAAUUCCAAAAAGUUAACGUUAAAGCUUGGGAUAAAAUAUAACUAAAAAGGCUUGAACCUUCUUGAUAAAGAGAAAAUUUCUGUCAAAAAACUUUAUAGCACUGUGAACCAAAAUGAUAGCAUAAUAAAUAGUUAAUUUAUUUAUUUACCACCACUAAUUGUUCUCCAAUAUUCUGGUAAAGCCUCUAAGCAUGAAGACUGUUUGAGUGACCCACUGAUCAUUUUUAGAAGUUCAAAUAUGUUUUAAGUUUUUAUGCUUGUACAGUGCUCUUGUAAUAUUUUAUUGUUUCAAUGUUAUUGUUUGUUCUAGUUUUUGAUAUG
This is a messenger RNA of Eurytemora carolleeae, 3352 nucleotides long. RefSeq names its product bumetanide-sensitive sodium-(potassium)-chloride cotransporter. The coding region runs from base 6 to 2939 and encodes 977 amino acids. NCBI's taxonomy places the organism in Eukaryota, Metazoa, Arthropoda, Copepoda, Calanoida, Temoridae. The record is from RefSeq and is a predicted model, not a curated record. Gene Ontology annotation, biological process: potassium ion import across plasma membrane; sodium ion transmembrane transport; potassium ion homeostasis. Gene Ontology annotation, cellular component: membrane. Gene Ontology annotation, molecular function: sodium:potassium:chloride symporter activity. The transcript has 2 exons.